AUGCGGGGUGGCAAGCGCAUCCCCAGCAGGCGCCAGCUGCGCGGCCAUGGUCACAGCCCUCUCUGUGCCGCCGGCUUCGGCGUCAAAGAGGCGAUUGAGGGAGCGCGGCGGCGGAGGGGGGGCGAGGAGCAGGUGGGCCCUGGCGUGCCGGGACUGGCCGCGGCGGCGCGAUAUGGCGAGAGGCUGGGGGAGGUGACUGAUCCCGGCAGGCGGCCGGCAGCGGCCCCGGCAUCAACACGGCAGAGGAAAGCUGAGGACUCCAGCGAGAGCCACGAGGAGGAGCCGAUGAACGACGGGCAGGACUUGGAUGGCUGGUUUUCCAGAGGCCAAUGGUCCAACCGGGCCACGACACACCCCAAACUCAACCUGACCAAGCAGGCUUUGCCCUGGAACGAGCAGUACAAAGGCAAGGCAAACUUGCACGUCUUCGAAGACUGGUGCGGAGGGGCUGUGAGGCACCUGAGGAAGAACCUCCAUUUUCCGCUCUUUCCCCACACCCGCACCACAGUGAAGAAGCUGGCAGUGUCGCCCAAGUGGAAGAACUACGGGCUGAGGAUUUUUGGCUACAUCCACCCUUUCAAGGAUGGGGAUUUCCAGUUUUCUGUGGCAUCGGAUGACAAUUCGGAGUUCUGGCUCAGCUCCGACGAGAGUCCGUCCAACUCCCGGCUGACUGCAUUCGUGGGCAAGCUGGGCACCGAGUGGACGGCGCCGGGAGAGUUCACCAAAUUCAGCUCGCAAGUCUCCAAGCCUCUACACCUCAUGUCCUCCAGACGCUACUACUUCGAGCUGCUCCACAAACAAGAUGACCGAGGUUCAGACCACGUGGAAGUUGGCUGGCGGGUUUUCCUCCCCAGCCUGAAGUUCGAAGUGAUCGACUCCUCCUACAUCUCUCUGUACACAGAUGAAUCGUCCCUGAAGAUGAACCACGUGGAGCACAUCCCACAGACCUUGGCCAGCCACAGCGGGAGCUACCUCUGGGAGGCACAGCAAGAUGAGCACGGGGCUGACAUGCUGAAGUCUGACCCCAGGGACACCUUCUUCCUCACCCCUGCGAUCGAGGCCUCCCGAGUGGAGAACGUGCUGGUGCCCUGUGCCUACAGCCCCACCUACGUGGUGAAGGACUUCCCCAUCGCCCGCUACCAGGGCCUGCAAUUUGUCUACCUCUCGUUCGUGUACCCCAACGACUUCACACGCCUCACUCACAUGGAGACGGAGAACAAGUGCUUCUACAGGGAGUCCCCCCUCUACCUGGAGAAGUUUGGUUUUUAUAAGUAUAUGAAGAUGGAUGAAGAGGAGGAGGAUCCACGCCAGCGAGCGUUUCUCUUCCUCAACCCAGACAAUUUCCUCGAGGAUGAGGAGGAGGAGGAAGAAGUGGACAGCCCUGAGCCCACAGACCCACCUCUUGAAGCCAAGGAAAAGAGCUUUGGGCCAAUACCCGGAGCCAAGGGGAAAGAGACCCCACCGGCCACCAGGGAUUAUGGAGACGACCUGGACUAUUACAGCUUUCGCCACAAGCAGGGUCAGGCCCGGGACGAGGCGAGCACGCCUGGGCAGCCAGGAAGAUGGAGCGCAUCCCGCCAGGCCAGCGCCAGUCCGGCGGCCGUCCCCGAGGACCUCCACGGCGAGGAGGACGUGGGCCCUGCGCCGGAGCAGGUCCAUGGGCGGAUGCUCAGUUGGUUACCCCAGGAUCCCAGCGAGGGCGAGGAGGAUGAACUGGGGCUGCUGGCAUCUUCGAAGCGUGCCGGGGCUCUGAGCCUCCAACCCCACCUCUCUGUUCCCAUCUUUGGUGGCAAAGCCAAAAUGCCAGGUCCCAGCAAGCCUGCAGCACCCAGGGAGGACAAAAAGCCCCAGAAAGCCCAGGAGAAGGUCUAUGUGACCAGGCUGCAGCCGAGGAAGCGCAAAGCCCCGGCCCAGGAGCCCGUCUUCCCUGGCAUCUUCCUUUACCCAAAACCUGUGAAGAAAGUCCAUCUUCGCUCCAGGACCCCUCAGAAGCAUCCCAUCGCCUCCAGCAAGCUCCGUGCCGUCCCUGGCCGCCGGACCCCCUGGCUCCGAAAGCCCAGGAGAAGGACCCCUCAGAAGCAUCCCAUCGCCUCCAGCAAGCUCCGUGCCGUCCCUGGCCGCCGGACCCCCUGGCUCCUGAGCAACAUCUCCAAGGAGAGGGACCCUGCCAGACGGAAGAUCGAGGAGGAAGAAGAGGUGUCGGACUACAGCUACGAGGCAGGGGAGCUGCAGCAGAGCUGGCUGGAGGACUCCAUCAACUGGCAGAGGACGUUCAGCGUCAGCUCAGUGGACUUCGAACUCCUGCGCUCCGACUGGAACGACCUGCGCUGCAACGUGUCGGGCAACCUGCAGCUGAGCGAGAGUGAGGUCGUCGAUGUGGUGGCACAGUACAUGGAGAAGCUCAACGAGAAGAAUGGAGGCAUCUACACCCUCCUGAGGAUCGUCAACGUGGAGAAGCGUCGGGACACGGCCCGGGGGAACCGCUACCUGCUGGAGCUGGAGCUGGCAGAGCGGGGCCAGCGGACAGUGCGGCUCUCCGAGUACGUCUACGUCCUCUUGCACCAGGGCAAGCAGGACGACAGCGCCGAGGCCAACCCCGAAGGGCCAGCCCUGGGGGCCACCGAGCCCCAGCCAAGCACCUGGAGCAUCCUCUAUGGAAGACCUGUCCUGUGCCGGCCCCUGCGGCUCAGCUGGAAGCAGGACGUCAUGGUGCACUUCGUGGUACCUGUGAAGAACCAAGCCCGCUGGGUCCAGCAGUUCAUCUCGGACAUGGCCCACCUGUACGGGGCUACGAAGGACGCCAACUUCAACGUCAUCCUGGUGGACUUUGACAGUGACGACAUGGACGUUGAGAAAGCCCUACGGGAUGCCCGGCUGCCCCGCUACCAGUACCUGCGGCGCACGGGGAACUUCGAGCGCUCGGCCGGGCUGCAGGCUGGUGUGGACAUGGUCGAGGACGGGCACAGCAUCGUGUUCCUCUGCGACCUGCACAUCCAUUUCCCCCCCAAUAUCCUGGACAGCAUCCGGAAGCACUGCGUGGAGGGGAAGCUGGCCUACGCACCCAUCGUCAUGAGGCUGAGCUGCGGCAGCUCCCCGCGGGAGCCCAAUGGCUACUGGGAGGUGAACGGCUUCGGCCUCUUCGGCAUCUACAAGUCGGACUUCGACCGCGUGGGAGGGAUGAACACGGAGGAGUUCAGAGACCGCUGGGGUGGGGAGGACUGGGAGCUCCUGGACAGGGUCCUUCAGAGCGGGCUGGAGGUGGAGCGCUUGCGUCUCAGGAACUUUUACCAUUACUACCACUCCAAGCGCGGCAUGUGGAACGCCCGCAGCAAGAAGCCACCCAAGGACUAG
Nipponia nippon (crested ibis) is the source of this 3351-nucleotide messenger RNA. The record is from RefSeq and is a predicted model, not a curated record. NCBI's taxonomy places the organism in Eukaryota, Metazoa, Chordata, Aves, Pelecaniformes, Threskiornithidae.